Molecule: messenger RNA, 6651 nt
Organism: Athalia rosae (coleseed sawfly)
Lineage: Eukaryota; Metazoa; Arthropoda; Insecta; Hymenoptera; Athaliidae
Exons: 8
Coding region: 996-5609 (1537 amino acids)
Source: RefSeq, a predicted model, not a curated record
UAGACGAGGUACACGUGACAGAAAAUUGUCGGUAUGUCAGCGCAGCUUUAUCUAGCCUUAUCGUGCGAUGAGCUAAGGUAUUUUUUUAACUCUCAAUUAGUUAUUACAAUUGGCGUACAGCUGCGUGUAUCAUCAGGGUCACCUGCUGGUGCCUGCCAUAGCACAACGUAGUGUGCAUUAAAGGUUGACGCGAUGCAGUCGCCUUUGGGCCAUACGCUUUGGGCUGUCUGGCGAGCAAGUAGUUGGCUCAUAAUCCAUACAAGUAGCAUUUAGUUUUUGUCAGAUAAUACUCCCGAUGAUACGAGCGACGUUUGUCGCUGAGAGUUCAAAGUGAAGUUUAUAUCUCUUUAAUGUGACCAUCGCAAAAAAACGAAUCACCGCAAAUAUCUUGAUUCUACAAUCUUCAGUCAUAACGUAUUGGAGUAAUAUUCGAGCAGGAUGUAUGGUGUGGAAGGCAUAAAAGGCAUCAAAUAUCUUAACCAAAACGGAAUACUAAAUAGAGCUUCCGAUUAACCACGUUACAGAACUAGUGAAUUAUCUUCAAAUAUGCAUCGUGAAUAAUAUGAAGAUUUAACAAUUUCUCUAACCCACGCAUAACGAGACUCGCUGACAGGCCUUUUAUUGUGGUAACAAAACACCGAACGACAUAACCUCUAAUAUUACGAAGCUGAAUGCAUAUAUGCAACAGGUGUUUCACGUUCUCACAUAUCUAUAGUGUGACAUUCACUCAUCAAGGCGUAGCUUCAGCUUCGGUGACUAAGAUAAAUUUUAACGUUGAAAGUGGAAUUUUCUCAAAUUGAAAUGAACUAAUUGUUCGUAAAAUAUUGUUUCAUUUGGUUGUGAAUGUUUAAACUGAUAGUCCCGUUUUUCUAGUGUAUUAAUAUUUAUUGUGUACAAAACUGUGUUUUCAAUUUUUAUCCAAUGUAAACAAAAUUGUGAAAUAAGUGCAAAGCCUCUGGCGUUAACGUUUCUCAUGUAGUUAAAUAUCGUGUAACAUGUCAUACAUCCAGCCCGAAAAUUCGAACAGAGUGAAUUCGAUAAAACAAAAAUUCGAAUCUGCUCCAGAAACCAAAAUUUCUCCAGAGCACAAAUGUUUUGCCUUGAAACCAAAAGAAUCUCUUUGCCGAACACUCAGUGCUUCCCCUAUUGCGCCACGAAAAAAUUUAACCCUGCAAGUCACCAGGCAACUUUCCAAUCCUGGUAGAAAUAUCAAAAGAACUCCUGCAUUUCGAGGGGAUAAAUUAUCUCGCACAAAGAAUUUGAAUUCACCGACAAAAGAGAGGACUGUUUCUUUGGUUGACAAGAACGUCAAAUUGUUUGAAGACAAUCCUGAGUAUGGAAAAAUCGGCAAUGUUAAAAAGAAAAUACAGAAGGAUAACACAGUUGAAGAAUUUAAUAUGGUUUAUGACGAUGUGGACUCAGUUGUCAGGCUUGAUGACUUUGAGAAUAAAAAUUUGAAUCUCACAAAGACAUUGCAGGAUACUGUAGGGUAUGGUAAAAUAUUAUCCAAGGGAAAUGAUAGAUUGAAAGACUCUCGAAGCCAGUCGCUCGAGCGUUCUAUUGAUAAACAAAUAUCCGAUGCAAGAAUGAAUGAAUGUAAAGACUCAGUUAGAACAACUGUUAUUUCAAGGCAUAAAAAUAUAUCAUCAUUGUCAGGUGGAAACAAUCAUUCCAGGACUACUAAUGAAGAGACAAGGUCUGGAAUUUUGAGCCAGUAUGAGUAUAAUAAAAAGAAUGUCAGCUCACUUUUCAAACUAGAUAAAUUUAUGAAAAAUGGCGUUGAAUACACCAAAGUUAAUAAACCUAAAUUAAAACAAAUUGAUGAUGGAAAAUCUCCUAAUCAAACAUACCUCCAUAAUUUUCAUGACCAGAAAGAUGAACUUCCAGAUAUAAGAGAGGAGUUAUCGAGGAGAAAAUGUAAACUGCGCAAAAAGGUGGAACAAUCUUCAGGAGACUCAAAAUUUGAAUUACCUAGAGGACUUAAUCAGCUUUCUGAAAACUUUUCUGAGGAACUAUUUGGAAAUGAAUCAGACAACUGCGGCCAAAAAACACUUGACUUUGUUCCUGUGAAAGAUAUUAUUCUAAGAAAUAAAAGCGACGAUUUAUCAAGAAAGUCUUCCUGUAUCAACGAAUUGCAAGGUAUGUUUGGUAAUAAGCUAACAGACACAUUAAAGGCAGCUUUGAAAGCUCCACUACCAGCUGGACCUCCGCCUAAAAAGCCACCAAGAACUUUUGCCCAUAGCCCAAUAUCAAAUCGUUCUCCUGUCGAUGACUAUGAAGAAGUGGAUGGCUUCUGGCAAAAAAAAAAAGUGCCAAGUAGUGAAAUCACCUGCAUGAGCUUGGAGCAUGAAGCACUGGAUGGUCGAAAAGAGAAAAUUCGCAGUUUCUUACAUGACACUAGCACUCAACAAUUACGGAUAAACUUAGAGGAAAAAAACAGAAGAAUGCAAACUGACAGUCCAACCUCAGACAAACCAGCAGCUAAGUCUGCAAACAGAAAUGGAGACAUUAAUAAUGACUCAGAAGAGCUGGAAAAAGUUCAUAGCAAAUUGCGUAGAUCUUCAAAUCUGGAUAGCCAUCUACAUGGAAGAAAGGAGCGCAACAAAAGCUCACCAAAUUUUGGCGAUGAAGUACAGAAUUCAGGUGAAUAUGAGCCUAUUUCUGCCCCAGUGUCAAAGACUGAUGAACAAUCAACCCAAAUUUCGGUGUCACUAUCAAAACUUGGUAUCAGUUCUCAACAAACAACAGAGACUGAAAACAGUGUUGUGACAAUUGAUUCUACCUUACGACCAAAAAGAAUUUUCUCACCAGCCCAUGCUUUAAACAAAACGUCUUCCAAAGACAACUCAACCUCACUGCAUAAUACUUCUUACUCUCCGCAAAAAUUUAAAACGUCCCCAGUUAGGUCUUCUAGUACUACUAGAUCCAGGUCAUGCAAAGAUUCUAAAGAGAUGUUGGAAAAAUUGGAACACGUUUUGACACAGCAUACAAAAGCUUGUGGUCCAAAAGUUAUCAUACCUCGUACGGAUAAACUUGAUAUUGCUGUUACUCAAGACAUGAAAUCUGAGACUAUAUCUAGGCACAAAGAGAUAUUUCAAAAAAGACUAUCUCGAACUUUAGAAGAGGCAAAAAAAUUGGGUCCACUUCCUGAUACUCCAGAUUCAUCACCUGAGAAGAGCAGAAAUUUGGCAUUCGAUUGCCUGCCUUCAUUGAAUUGCGCCGGAAAUUCUAGUAUCUAUGAGCAGAUACAAAAUCCAGAUUUUAAAACCUAUUUAACGGAUGAUAAGACCUGCGGAUCAUUGGCUAGAACUGAAAAUAUUUACAGUAAAUCUGGCAUCCCUCUUCUUCCGAAUUCGCAAUUCUAUUUAGACAAUAACAACGAAAAUGCGACAAAUUUUUUAAGCACGGACCCAUACGAUACAUUAAUUAUUAGCCCAGCGUCAAAAAGACUUUCGACCGAAUUGACGACGUUUUCUGAUGCGAAAAAGCAGAUAAAAAAAGAGGAGCCCGUUUAUGCGGAACCUUUCACUUUCGACCAGAAUUUUAGCACCGAUAUAUCAAGACUGUCAGAAACGGGCACAUCUUCACCUAGAAGUGAGAGGAAAUUUCGUUCAAAUAAACAAGAAGACAGUCCGAAGACUCUGCGGAAGGGCGCAGAAUUGCAUUAUAUGUGUACUCCGAUCCCAAUCGCUUUCAUAGAGGCCAACAAUAACCAUAUUGAAAAUGAAUUGACAAUCAUGAACAAUCGACAAGAAAAUGAUCCCGCUAAGAAAUCAUCGCUCAAGUCGGUGCUCCCGUUGCGUCCUUCGCCGGACAAGUUCGAUAAAACUAAGAUAGAGCAGUUGUUAGAUCAAGCAUUUGGCCAGCCGGUAAUGGCCGGAUCGGAGACCCCAACAGAUUCGAAUACCUCAUCUGAUACCGACUCUUUAGCUUCCGUAACUUCGAUAACCGAAGAAACCUCAACAUUUGGCGAAAAGCUACAAAUAUUUAAAGAUAAGGAAAAAAUAUCUCGAUCAAAUAAAGCUGACCUUCACAGAACGCAGACUGAUAGAAGAAAGAACUAUCUUAGACGGGUUUCAUCUAAGUUCACCGAUCGUAAUCACAGUGGUCUUUCGGUGAACAGAGGGGACAACCUGUUUGAAGCCUGUAUUCUUGUUGAAUUAAAUCUCAGUACAAGGAUACCAUACGUCAAGGAUCGGUAUCCAAUACAUGUGAGAACCCCAGCGUGGAUAGAAAAUUUUUGUUUUCCCGAUGGACUGGACUGGCCUCCUAUGGAAUCGGAGCAAAACUUGGCAUAUACCUUUGUUCUAACUGACGAGAAAGGAAAUCGUCGGUAUGGCUACUGCAGGCGGGUUAAGCCAGAAGGAGCACCUGUAUGUUUACCUCUAGCGUACUGUUUGAUCUCGAAACAUCGAGCUAGUGGUUUUUAUGCCAAACUCUUGGACGAACUGGAAUCGAGACACGGUCAACCAGACAUAAUGAAAAUAAGUUUCAUCGAAAGACUCUACAAUAGCACAAUGCCACAGCCUGGUCAAGCACUGAGAAUUAAAACACAGGUCAUCGAUGCCGUCAAUGAACCAAUCAUCGAAGUCGCUGGCUCUGGAACUAUUAACAACGUUGCAAGUGAAAAAUAUAUGAAUUCUUAUGGGAAAAUUUCGGGUACUUCGAUGCCCAAGUUGAUUGAGACAAUGCUAGAUUCAGAGAGAUCAAAAGCUGAAGAAGAUUCGUCCGACGGUUUAACGGAGUUCGCAGAUGAGGAAUACUUCAUGAUAAGAAUGGAUGAUCACCGACUAGAAGAGAAGGAUAUGAGCCAAUUAUUCGAUGCUGUCUCAACCAAAGUGCUAUUAUUGUUGUUUUCGAGCUUAUUACUGGAACGAAAAGUUGUUUUGAUCAGUAGCAAAUUAAGUAAAUUAUCAUCAUGUGUGGAAGCCUUACAGAGUCUGCUGUAUCCGUUUAGUUGGCCACAUCCAUUUAUACCGUUUCUGCCAAAUAUUCCUGAAUUUUCGGAGAUCCUCCAAGCGCCAUCGCCUUUUGUUAUCGGAAUCCUAAAACAGAAAAAUGGAUUCAGCAUUGAAGUAGGGCCAUUGGAAGAUGGUAUCGUAGUUGACUUGGACACGUCAAAAGUAAUUUCAGCUGUUGGAGACGAAUCCUCGAUUCUACCGUCCAGACUUCAAAAAGGCUUGAAGUCAGCUUUACAAAUAGUAUCGAAUACCGAAAAAUCUGGAAUUGGUUUCCGAAACUAUUCAAUUUCUGAAGCAUUUUUGAGAGUUUUCGUCGAGACGAUCGCUCAUUGCGAUUCACACAUUGUUUCGCAACAAGAUGGAAAAAUUGUUUUCGAGAAAGAGUCAUUUGUAAAAGCUGCACCAUCCCGGGGCAUCCAAUACUUUCUAGAAUGGUUCGUUGAGACACUGAUGUUCAACCAAUUCAUACAGUAUCGAAUUCUGAGAGUAGAAGGAGUGAAUUUGCCCGCAACAGAUCAAAUGAAGUUAUUUGGGUUGAGGUUAGCAGAAUACAAGAGAGCUGCUGACAGAAAUGGGCAAAUAAAAAAGAGUUCCACCAAAAAAAAAACUUUUGGUGAUCGGUUUAAAGACUUGACUAAUUUCAAUUAAUGAAGCUUUGGACAGAGUUCAAUAGAAUAGGAGAGAACUUUCAGCAGAUAUUAUUUCGAGUGGAAUUGUGCUUAAUGAUGUAUGUAAGUCUAUUAUCUCAUAUCCAGAGAUCUUACAAGUUACUUUUUUCAAGUAAAGUGGCAUCUUGUAGCUUUAAUUAGUCUAAGCGGCAGGUUAUAUUUUUGAUAGGGUGCUGUUAUUCUGAUAGCCAUUACUAGUACCUUCCUUAAUUAGUGUAACAGAACGACCUGUUUUAAUAAUAAGUGGAUACAUAAAUCAUAAGUGCAUAAGACAUACAAGUAGCGUUAAAUCAAAGACAAUUUAAGAUAGCGUAUAGGUGUAAAAUCACGUAGCCAAAGUAUAUUUUCAUAGCAGAAUAAGACGAGAUGUUGGCAAAGCAGUAUGGAAGGAAGUAUAUCGUUUGUUAAUAUCCUACUCAAUCGCACAAUGUUUUUACCUGAAUUUAAUCACUAAUGAUAAAUGAUGUUGAUUUUGUUUUUGUUAUUGCCAUUACUUACGCAUACUGUGAUUAUUUAUUUCAUACAUAUUAUAUAAUUUUCUCCAUGUCGUUCUAUUUUCGUACUCGUUUAUAAUAUUACUUUGUUUGGUACAUAAAUAAAAUAAUCACAUGACUAUUUCUUUGAAAGUGGUAUUCCAAUUACUUAAAUAUUUAGUCUUGUCACAAAUCAAGUCUAGUUAAAAAGACCGAGGAAAAUCAAUGCUCGAAUCCGUUUCUCGGAUAUUAUCAACAAUCGCUGAUAUUAACAAUGUCAAGCUCCUUGCAAACACCUGUAGAUGUCCUACAUGAUAUAAAAAGAUUGUAUUCCAGUCGACGAUACCCUAGCAUUCUGUUGGAUGUGAUUAGUUUUCUCGCUAGAUGUAGCUACGACUCCGUUUCGACAUCCGUACCUUCACGGAAAGUGCCAGUGCCCACAUUACGUAAAGGAAUCAUUAUCGUCGACUCGGUGGUUUUGCUCCAGUUGAUUCGCAUAUAUUCAGUAGAUACACAGAAAAAAUUUAGUGUAUCCUGUAUAAAAUGGAC